Messenger RNA from Penaeus monodon (black tiger shrimp), 5972 nucleotides. It is a transcript of the gene Marf, whose product is annotated as transmembrane GTPase Marf-like. NCBI's taxonomy places the organism in Eukaryota, Metazoa, Arthropoda, Malacostraca, Decapoda, Penaeidae. Gene Ontology annotation, biological process: mitochondrion localization; mitochondrial fusion. Gene Ontology annotation, cellular component: mitochondrial outer membrane. The record is from RefSeq and is a predicted model, not a curated record. Gene Ontology annotation, molecular function: GTP binding; GTPase activity.
CGGGCGCUCGGGCGAGAGGACGGGACGGCGGCGCUCGCGCGAAUGCCAGCGGACCCAUGAAGUGCUGCAGACCGUAAUAGUUUCAGUGUGAACGUGUUACUCACAAGGACAAAAUGCAUCCCAAACACCAGUUGAGGGCGUUGGUGUACCAUGUCGAGUGUGCUUAAUCGGUCGACAUCAAUGAUGAAUGGUGGAGAGAUGUAUCUUGGGGGGGCAACAGGAGAGGGAGGGUCUGGAGACGGAGGGGGGGGUGGCAUGUCUCUCCGUGAGUCAUUAGUAGGUGUGUUAGGGGCACGGCACCUUAGGGAGUCACCAACAUCCUCACCUCUACAGAUAUUUGUGCGAGCUAAGAAGAAGAUCAAUGAUAUAUAUCAGGAGAUUGAAGAAUAUGUUGCAGAAACAACACAUUUCCUGGAAGGUGUACAUAAUGAUAAAGAUCUUAUUGAUGAAAAGGGAUUGCAAGAAUUCAAACUGUACAGUUCAAAAGUUGCAGGAAUACAGGAAGUACUGGCAAGAGACCACAUGAAGGUGGCUUUCUUUGGUCGAACAUCUAAUGGAAAAAGCACCGUAAUCAAUGCAAUGUUAGGGGACAAGAUCCUUCCUUCAGGCAUUGGACACACAACCAACUGCUUUUUACAGGUUGAAGGUGAUGAUACAAAUGAACCAUAUUUUACAACUGAAGGAUCUACCGAGAAGCAGAACCUGAAGGGUAUUGGUCAGCUUGCACAUGCUCUCUGCAAUAACAGACUUGGUGAUUCUUCACUGGUCCGAAUUCACUGGCCAAAGUCUAGAUGUCCACUUCUGAGAGAUGAUGUAGUUCUGGUAGACUCCCCAGGCAUAGAUGUAUCGGAAAGCCUGGAUGAGUGGAUUGAUAAGCAUUGCCUAGAUGCUGAUGUGUUUGUGCUGGUUGCCAAUUCAGAGUCGACCCUCAUGAACACGGAGAAGAAUUUCUUCCAUAAAGUGUCUUCAAAACUUUCGAAGCCCAAUAUAUUCAUCCUUCAGAACAGAUGGGAUAUGGCUGCAACAGAACCUGAGUUUCUAAAUGAAGCUAACAAUGAGCAGCAUGAGGUCCGGAAGCAACACUUAGAACGAACCAUAGCCUUCUUGGUUGAGGAACUCAAAGUUGUCCAAGGACCACAGGCAGAGCAGAGAGUGUUUUUUGUUUCUGCCAAGGAAGUUCUUCAGCAACGCCUGAAUGAAUCUAAAGGCCAACCAAAUAACACCUCAGGGUACCCAGAUGGAUUUACAAGUCGUUAUUUUGAAUUUCAAGACUUUGAAAGAAAAUUUGAGGAAUGCAUCUCAAAGACAGCAGUUAUCACCAAAUUUGAGCAGCACACACAGCGGGGAAAGAGUAUUUCAGGGGAAAUCCAGUUAAUAGUGGGGAGAGUUAUGGAGCGAUCAUGGCAGGAAAGGGAGGAAAAAAUGUCUGAGAGACACAGCCUUUGGGCAAGGCUGGACCACACAGAGAAAGAGCUGCAUGCACUUACAACGCAGAUGAAGGAGAAGAUUUGUUCCAUUGUGGAAGAUGUAGAAAGGAGAGUAUCAAAUGCACUAAAUGAAGAAAUAAGGCGUUUGUCUGUGUUAGUUGAUGAAUUUAAUGAGCCAUUCCAUCCAGACCCUCUUGUGCUGAAUGUCUAUAAGAAAACCUUGCAUGCACAUGUUGAGUCUGGCUUGGGGUCAAACUUGCGAGCAAGACUUUCCUCUGCUUUGGCUUUGAAUAUUGAAAGUAGUCAAGCAGAAAUGACAAACCGCAUGUUAGCCCUUUUGGGUCCAGAGCGUCGUGACUUAGCAAAUACGAUGCUCCCAAGGAGAGAACCUUUCGAGAUUCUGUAUCGCUUGAAUUGUGAAAACUUGUGUGCUGAUUUUCAGGAAGAUAUAGAGUUUAAGUUCUCCUUGGGCCUGGUGUCCCUGGUUCAGAGAGUGUUAGGAAAAGCUAGCAACAGAAUAGUGAACUCUAGACACAAAGAAGGUAUUCCAAGAAGUGUGCCAAUGACACCUCUGACUCCAAGCAAUGAACCUCAGUUUGGUGUGUCUCAGGAUGACUGGUCCAUCAUCAGUCGCUUUGCUCUUGCCAGUGUAGGCUCCCAGGGUACUAUGGGCCUUGCACUUGCAUUGGGAUUGAUGUUCAAGACUGUUGGCUGGCGGCUGAUAGUGCUAACUGGUGGGGUGUAUGGAUGCCUGUAUGCCUAUGAAAGGCUGACUUGGACCAACAAAGCAAAGGAGCGUGUUUUCAAGAAGCAGUAUGUUGAUCAUGCCACACGCAAGUUAAGACUGAUUGUGGAUCUAACAUCGCAUAACUGCUCUCAUCAGGUUCAGCAGGAAUUGAGUGGCACAUUUGCUCGUCUGUGCCGCCUUGUUGAUGAAAGCACAAGUGAGAUGCAGAGAGAUGUGCGCUCUUUGGAGCGAGAAGUACAGCAGCUUGAGGACAUUUCAGCAACAGCAAAGAAAUUGCGGAACAAGGCACACUACUUGGCUAAUGAGUUGGAUAUCUUCCAGCAGACAUACCUCUCUUCGGAUGAAUGAGUCAUUUGUGUGUGUGUCUUGCUGUGUAAAAGAUAGAUCUACUUAAUUUGUACUUGCACACAUGCUCUUUGUAAUGAAUAUCCAUUUCCAUUAUUUUGUUAUAGUUAGUUAUAUGUAAAGAAUAAUAUCUUAUAAUGUCAGAUAAGUGACAUACUUCAUAUUGAUAUGAGCCAUAAUAAUGGCCGAAGCUUUAGGUGGUACAAACAUGUAAGAUUUUAUAAAAGGUACUAUAGACAACAUUAUUCCACAUUCUUCUGCUAGUUUUGAUGCUGUUAAUCAUUGGUGUUCUGAAUUAUUUCUUUUCAGUUGUAUGUGUUUGGUCAAGCCAUUAGGUUUGACAUUUAGUUUCUGCCAUUCUUUAAAAACCUGAGAAAGUUAUAUAUUAAGAGGGAGAGAGCACUGUAAAAAGUUGUUGGAUACAAUACUUACCCACAAAGUUAUAGUUAUAGUUGCAGUUAUAGUCAUCAAUAUAAGGUUAAUGCCUCAUUCAAGUGAAAAUAAAACAAAUAAAAUUAUCAAGAAUAUAAAUUGGUCUUGAUAUAACUGGGAAUUCUAAAAAGUUGUAAUAUAUAUGUGCCAUAUCCCCCCAAAUUUGAUAAAUUGUAGAACUGUAUAGUAGGUGUGUAUAUAAUGGUGCAUUAAAGUGAGAAACUUACCCAGAUUUUUUGCUUGAGAUUAGGCAAACACAUUCUUGUAAAUACUGUCUUGCUAAGAUUUUUAUGAUGUUGAAAGCAUAUACAUGAUAAGUCUUGGCCUGCUUGAAGUAGGAACCCCACACAAAAUGUUUGUGUUUUCCUAGUGUUUCUGGCUAGCCUAAAGCAAAAAGUCUGUGUGAGGGUACUUGCCAAAUAACAUAAUCAGUCACAUUCAGCCACUUGGUAAACUCUGCUCCAGUCAGAUUUACUUGUGCAGAUCUAUAAUGGUAUCUGUAAGUAAAUAACAUUGAAGUUAGAAAUUGCUAUAAUAUAUUUGAAGUUGAAGUUGUACUUACUGAUUCAUAACAUAAUAUAUUCAAUCAUUGCUUACCUCGAAGCCUGUGUCAUGAAUUUGAUUUGUAAAUAACCCAGAAUAUUUGGUGGCCUAAGAAUUAUCACUCCAAGCUUAUGUGAACUUCAAAUGUCUCUUCAUAUUACAAGAAAAGUAGUUGGGCAUGUAAAAGGCUGUAUUCUUUUAUCAGUCAUGAGCUACUGCCAUAGUGUAAAGGAAAAUUUUUAACUUUAUAAAGCUAUUACAAAAUAAGCAUACUUGGAGAGACCAUUUACUUUAUUAGUGAUAUUUUUGCUAAAUUUGGAAGUCUAACUGAAACUGAUUUAUCAGUAAAGAAAGAUCAGUCAUACAAUGUAAGAAUAUUAAUUGGGAAGUAUAUCAAUAAUGUUUUAUACAGAUUUGCUUCCUUUAUAUUAAUUUAAAGAUUUACAUCUGUGAUCCUAAUUGUAUACUGAUUAUGCACUCCAGGCAUUUGUGCUGAUACUAGGGUAUAAGCCAGAUGAUUUUUCAUUCAGAUAACAUAAUAUAUAUCAUUUAUGUCUGUUUAUUGGUUUGGUUUAAAAUCACCCUUCAGGGCUGAGUAACAGUGAAAUAAGUAAACUCCUAUUUUGAUUUGCAUAUAAAGAAUGGUAAUUACUAAUUAACUUCAGUACACCAGUCCUCACAAAGUAAUUCUGGAUUUCAUGACUGUUUUUACAUUUACUGUUCCAACAUUAUAGAAGUUUUCUGAUAGUAAAGGCCUUGCAGAUGAUAAAGAUACAACAUGUUGAUUUGUUUACAAAAGACAUUAAUGAAAGGAAUCCAUGAAGCUAGUAAUUCAUAUAUAAGAAUAUAGCACUUACCUUUGAAUUUUUUUGGUUGGCAACACUUUUCAAUAACAAUAAAUGAUACAGACUAAAAUAAUGAAUGUAUGAAUGUCAGCAGCAUUUAAGUAUGUCUGUAUACAUUUACACUUAGUUCCACUGUUUCAGUUUUUUUCUCUUUCUCUCUGGUUCUCUCUUUUUAGGGGCUGUGAGUGUGAUAUAAUUUCCUUAUAGGUUAUUUCCCUUUUGUUUUAAGAUGCACUCGCAUUGCCAUUGGAACCACAGUUUGUGAAGGUUAUAGACUGAAUUUACCAUAGGUUACUGAGUUUGCUCAUAUCACAUACUCGCAAAAAUAGUAAUUUUACAUUUUAAAACUUAGAUGAUGUGUAUACAUUAUUCAUAUAUUUAUGAAAUGUGAAGUGACUAUCUUUGAUGCAAAGUCAAACUUUUUUUUUAUACUGAGGAGAACAGUUUCAAAUAAGGUCUAAAGGUUAUUCAAAUAUGGUUUCAGUUUGAUAAGUUAUUUAAAAUUAGGUAGAAUGAAAUUACACAAUGUCACUUCAAAGCCUCCUGAAAGUUUUAUUUAUCAUAGAUAAGGCAGUGACUCAAGGAAAUAUUGCCUCUAGGUUCAUCUUUGUAGCAACAUUUUGUAAGUAUUAUAGAUAUUGCUUAUAUGUUAAUGUUUGAACUGUAAUAGAUUAAUUCUGGUUUGUCAUUUGGUGUUUAAGAAAGUGAAAUGUGCAGUUAGAGGCAACUAUUCAAAUUUUGAUUGCAUUGUGUUCCUUUUGUAGUAUAAUGUAUUAGGCUCUAGUCAAGUGUGUGAAUGUCAGCAGAAGCAUGGUAUAUGAAAUUGAAAAUCCAUUAACAUGUAAUUCUUUUAAGAGAAGGUUAUAAGCCAUUUUGAAAUUGUUAAGUUUGAAGUUACAUAAACAUUGUUAUAGCAUGACUUUUUUCAUAUUGAUUUAUUUAAAUCUGACUUUAAAAAGUGCAUUGAGAUAUUCUCAUGUGACUGAUAUUUGGCCUUGCUUAUGAGAGUGGUUGUAAAGUAGUCAAGGUUCAUUAUUCUUUACAUAUUGGUAAUAUAUUAAUGUAUAUGAAAAUGUUGUGAGUAUUAUUUCAUAGAAAGAUUUAUUUGUAUAUACUUCAGUUAUUAUUUAUUUUAUUUUUCCUAUUAGGUAAUGAUGGUUUGAGAACUGCUUGUUGCCAUUUGAGGAACCAUUGCAGCCGUCAUGAUAGUCACUUUAGACUCUUAGAGAUGUACAGUCUAUUGUAGUGUAAAUAUUAACUGGGUGAAGUUAUGUGGAGGAAAUAGAGAAUUUCCUUUUAUCUUUAGUUUUAAUAAUCCCCUAGUUAUUGAUUUUCUAAUCCCCUAAUUAUUGAUAAUAGUGCAGAAGUGGCCAGUUAUUGUGUGGGGCUCAGGUCAUCAUUCUGUCAUCCUUUCCAAACUUCAGGUUGAACACCUCCAUUGCAAAAAAGUCACUUGUGACAUUGAAGAUGUAUGCCUUAGUGCACUUGUACCGUUUUAUUUUUUGCAGGAAUUAAUUCCUGUGUAUUAAGAAAAUCAAGACGAUCUUGUCAUUUUUGGUGUUCAAUGCAUUCCGAGACUUGAUAUUUAUGGAAAUAUGUACAUGAAAACUUGUAAAAUAAAAGGUCCUCAAA